GUGAGCCGGGAACUGCCCUCUACCGCCCUCGGCGAUCCUGGGGCCGACGCCGCCUGGCAGCCUCUCCUGAGCCCCCUUGCUUCCUGGCCCCAAAUCGCUAGCAGUUCCGAGAGCUGGAAGAGGGUGGCCCUCAGGCACAGCCCGCCGAGAUGUCCGCGCAGAGCCUGCUCCACAGUGUCUUCUCCUGCUCCUCGCCGGCCUCGGGCAGCGCGGCUUCUGCCAAGGGCUUCUCCAAGAGGAAGCUGCGCCAGACCCGCAGCCUGGACCCGGCUCUGAUCGGCGGCUACGGGGGCGAGGCGGGGGCAGAGGGCGGCUCGCGGGGGACCAGCGGGGGCCGCCUCUGCUCCCCGCUGUCCCUGGCCGAGGGUCUUAGCCCUCGCUCGGCGUUCUCUUCCCGGGGCCCACCUUCUCGGGCCAACCGCCUCCCGCCCCCUAGACCCCUCUGCUCAUCCUUCUCCACACCCAGCACCCCGCAGGAGAAGUCGCCGUCUGGCAGCUUCCACUUUGACUAUGAGGUCCCCCUGAGUCGCGGCGGACUCAAGAAGAGCAUGGUGUGGGACCUGCCUUCGGUCCUAGCCGGGCCGGGCAGUGGUCGGAGCGCCAUCCUCUGCUCUUCCGGGGGAGGCCCCAACGGCAUCUUCGCUUCUCCCAGGAGGUGGCUCCAGCAGAGAAAGUUCCAGUCCCCACCCGACAGCCACGGCCAACCCUAUGUCGUGUGGAAGUCCGAGGGUGAUUUCACCUGGAACAGUAUGUCGGGCCGCAGUGUGCGGCUGAGGUCAGUGCCCAUCCAGAGCCUCUCAGAGUUGGAGCGAGCCCGCCUACAGGAAGUGGCUUUUUAUCAGCUGCAGCAGGACUGUGACCUGAGCUGUCAGAUCACCAUUCCCAAAGAUGGACAAAAGAGAAAGAAAUCUUUGAGAAAGAAACUGGAUUCACUCGGGAAGGAGAAAAACAAAGACAGAGAGUUCAUCCCACAAGCGUUUGGAAUGCCCUUAUCCCAAGUUAUCGCAAAUGACCGGGCCUAUAAACUCAAGCAGGACUCGCAGAGGGACGAGCACAAGGAUGCCUCCGAUUUUGUGGCUUCCCUCCUCCCAUUUGGAAAUAAAAGACAAAACAAAGAACUCUCAAGCAGUAACUCAUCUCUCAGCUCCACCUCGGAAACACCGAAUGAGUCAACGUCUCCCAAUACCCCGGAGCCGGCUCCUCGGCCCAGGAGGAGGGGUGCAAUGUCAGUGGAUUCUAUCACCGAUCUUGAUGACAAUCAGUCUCGACUGCUGGAAGCAUUACAGCUCUCCUUGCCUGCUGAGGCUCAAAAUAAAAAAGAAAAAGCCAGAGAUAAGAAACUCAGCCUGAAUCCUAUUUACAGGCAGGUCCCGAGGCUGGUGGACAGCUGCUGUCAACAUCUUGAAAAACAUGGCCUCCAGACAGUGGGGAUAUUCCGAGUUGGAAGCUCAAAAAAGAGAGUGAGACAACUACGUGAGGAGUUUGACCGUGGGGUUGAUGUCUCCCUGGAGGAAGAGCACAGCGUCCAUGAUGUGGCUGCCUUGUUGAAGGAGUUCCUAAGGGACAUGCCAGACCCCCUGCUCACCAGGGAGCUGUACACAGCUUUCAUCAACACCCUCUUGCUGGAGCCAGAGGAACAGCUGGGCACCUUGCAGCUCCUCAUCUACCUGCUACCUCCCUGCAACUGCGACACACUCCACCGCCUGCUGCAGUUCCUGUCCAUCGUGGCCAGGCACGCCGAGGACAACGUCAGCAAGGAUGGCCAGGAGGUCACUGGGAACAAAAUGACAUCUCUAAACUUGGCCACCAUAUUUGGACCCAACCUGCUGCACAAGCAGAAGUCGUCAGACAAAGAGUUCUCAGUCCAGAGUUCGGCCCGCGCUGAAGAGAGCACAGCCAUCAUUGCUGUGGUGCAGAAAAUGAUCGAAAAUUAUGAAGCCCUGUUCAUGGUUCCCCCGGAUCUGCAGAAUGAAGUGCUGAUCAGCCUGUUAGAGACCGAUCCGGAUGUGGUGGAUUAUCUACUCAGAAGGAAGGCCUCCCAGUCUUCAAGCCCUGACAUGCUGAGGUCGGAAGUCUCCUUUUCCAUGGGAGGAAGGCACUCGUCCACAGACUCCAACAAGGCCUCCAGCGGAGACCUCUCCCCUUAUGACAACAACUCCCCUGUGCUGUCUGAGCGUUCCCUGCUGGCUAUGCAAGAAGACGUGGUGCCGGGGGGCUCAGAGAAGCUUUACAAAGGGCCGGAGCCGUGUGCACGCCGGGUGGGCCACUUGCCCUCCUCGAAGUCGAGGGAGAGUUCUCCUGGACCAAGGCUUGGCAAAGAUAUGGCAGAGGAGGCUUUCAAUAUCUGGGGAACUUGGCAUUCAACGUUAAAAAGUGGAUCCAAAGACCCAGGAAUGACAGGUUCCUACAGCAACAUUUUUGAAAGCAGCUCCCUCCGCCCGGGGCCGUGCUCCCUGUCUCAAGGGAACCUGUCCCCAAAUUGGCCCCGCUGGCAGGGGAGCCCCACAGAACUGGACAGAAGUGCGCAGGCUAUUCGGAGGACUCAGACCACGAGCCCGGCGGCUGAGGCGAGGGCGCACGCCCCGGUGGCCCGCGUCUGCAGCACGCCCCACAUCCAGGGCGGCGGGCAGCCCAUACCAAGGCCGAGGCCGGAGCCGUGCUGGACUCUGAGCAGCGCCGAGGACCUCGCCGAGAGCGAGCCGGAGGGGGCCUGGCUGCAGAGGAGAGCCAAGCCUCUGCCCCAGAGACCUGCAGAGGGUGCCAGGCACGACAAGCGGCCUCCUCCUCCUUAUCCUGGUCCAGGAAAGUCAACCGUAGCAUCCCCGGCCCACCAAGCCGCCGAGCCACCGCUGUGGAGGCCGCGGAGGCUGGAAGAAGGCUCCGGAACAGCUUCGCAAGAGGGAAGCCAAACAGUCGAGCCGCAGCGAGGGCACCAGGCCGCCCAGCAGAAAGCGAGCAGCGCCUACCCCAGUCCCGCCGGCGAUCAGAACAGUAAGACCUUGGGGGAACCCAACUGGCUCGACUGGCAGAGGGAGCGAUGGCAGAUCUGGGAGCUCCUGUCCACCGACAACCCCGAUGCCCUCCCGGAAACGCUGGUCUGAGCCCCCCACGCUCACCCCUCACCUCCCAAACAGCCUUCUUCCACUCAGUAGGGGAAAAAGUGGAUGUUGGACAAUUGGGCACUUAUUUUUCUUCUUUUACACUUAAAAAAAAAAUAACACGAGAAGUCAGUACACUUAAAGAUAGAGCACCCUAGGACCCUGACCCUUUAUAAUAAGAUUCUAUUGCAUAGCCAGCCUUCAGAAAAAAACAAAAAUGUAUGCUAACGUCCGAUCUAAAAGCUAUUCACAUUGGCUCUGUAUAAGAUAAAAUUCUCGCUUUGGUAUAGCUUAAUUGUAUUUAUGUGUCUUCAGUUUUGACUCUUGUAUAUUCUGUAACAGAUUAUGUAUGAUAAUCCUAUAUGUUAUAUUCACAGAAAACAGAAGGAACACAUUUUUUAGUCACUUAUUCUAAGUAAUGAGAUUCUAUAGAAUGUUCUAGAAUAUGCACAAGCGGGUUUCUGUGCUUUUGCCAUAGCUUUUAACUGGGGACAGCCCUUCUUUCAAUGCCUAAGAAUAACACUAACAAAGCAAAAUAGAACAGAAUAUGAGAAGCCAUAUUUUUAUAUAGUAGUGAGAUACAAAAAGAAUAUAGUCACUGAAUGCCUUUUCAUAUUGAAUAUGUUUUAAGGAAAAUAUUAAAUUUGAUACAUUAUGGAAUAUAUUUUUAGAAUCUGUUUAGAAAGAAUUCAGUUAAUGAAACAAGAGAAAGGCCGUGCCUGACAAAGAAAGAAUAAUUAAGAACUUCUCCGUCCCAUUUUAGGUCAAAUUCAACUUUAUAUACCAAUAUAUAAUAUAUAUUUAUAAUGUACGAUUUCUAUGUAUUUUUCAAAACUAUAAACUGGAAUCCAACUAUAAAGUGUUUGAGUGAAAAGAGAGUACUCAAAUUACAGAACAUGGUUUUUCCUUUUGCCCCAUCAUCAGUAUUAACCAAAUUAUAUUCAGUGCUUUGUGAAGUAAAUCAUAUUUGGAAAAAAACGGAGCUCUGUAUUUACACUGUGCCAAAGGCUGAGGAAAUGUUUUUGGUAAUUUUCUGUGCAAUGUAAAAUGUUCCUACCAUACUUCAGUAAAAAUUUGAAGUUUUUCAACUGCAAAGCAAUUUUUGACCAGCAGGUGGCAAUUUGCUUCAGUAUUUUAUGAGAUUUUUUUUUCACUUCAUAAGGGAAUGUGUAUCAUAGAAAAAGAUUUUUUUUUUAUAAAACAUGCUACUCUUAAUUUUCAUAUUGGCGAUGACAUUUUCAGUGGUGUUUCUUCAAGUUCUUGUGCCAUAAUGAAUAAAAAGUUAAAGCAAAGGCUUUGUUCACUGGCAUUGAAUCUCAUGAAUGAACCCACACACCAUUCCACAUACACACUUCCCUAUCUGCAAGUCCAAGUGUAAUGAACAGUGGCAGUACUAUCCACAUACAGCUAAAGAGCUAAUAAGAAGUUGUAGGUGGCUUGGAGACAUAACCCAGUGAAAUUGAUAUUUGUUGCAAGUGAAGGUUGAUUGUCAUUCACUUGAAACUCAGUUGUUGAUGAGGAAGUAGAUGGGAACUCGGGUGGUUUCCCAUGUGCUGGACAAGUGUUUCCCAACACAAUCCUUGUAUGUCAUAUCUACACUACAGGCCUUGGAUGCUCCUUCUGUUUCAGGGUUGAAAUGAUGAAGUCUAGAAAUGCUGUCUGACAUUUCUUAACCGGGAGGGAGGGCAGUGAUGGGGGUCUUUGGGCUCUGCCCGUGGGUCCAGCACUUCUGCCAUUGGUGGGAAUGUGGGAAGGAUUUGCCUGCUGGCCUCUGGCUCUUUCUGGCUGCCCCCACAUAGCCCAGAGUUGCAAACAAGACCCAGAGCAAAUGGUGCCUGAUUGUAGCUCACAGGUUGCUUUCCCCAUGCCACCUCCCCUCAUUCUCCUCCUGUUGACUCUGUGUUUUCUUGGCUUUGGAUUUAACCCCUGUCUGGCUAGUUCUCUCUCUCCUUUCUGGAUUCAACUGCCUGAUAUAUGGGGCUGCCCCCACCCCCUGCCACCACCAGGUUUUUGCCCUAACAGUCCUAUUUUUUUUUUUCAACUGCCAGAUCAGAUGGCCCUGAGGUAGAUGUCUGUGUCUUAAAAGGUAAAGUAUGUCUAUCUAUUAAUGGUCAGAUCUAGAAUAGUCCAGAAAACAUGGCUCAGAAUAUUUUUAUAUAAUGCAAUUGUGUUUGUGUGUGUGUGCGUGUGUCUGUGUGCUGUGCCUGUGUAUGCCCACGUAUGUCCAUGUAAUGAACGAUAUUCACUCUCCCUUUCUCUUUAGAUGGUUUAGGCCAGUGGCCAUAUCGUUAACUCAGUGAGUGAAGGCUUCUUUCUCAGAUGCCUUUAUCACAUUGAAAAUAAGCUGUUUUAAAACACGCACGCACAAGACACAAAGACCUGAGUCAAAGUUGGAGUCACUUCUAACACCUUGUAAGUGAUAGAAUACCUGACAAGAAAGAAAUAAUAAACUCUUUCAAGUUGGACAAAACCAUUUAAAAGGCUGUCGAAGUCAUUCAUUCCUAGGAGCAAAGAGAUUCUAAAGUCAAGAAGAAAGCUACCUGCUGACACAAGUCUUGCGUCUUUAAGUACUGAGUCACCAUCUUUAUGUGUCUGGCAGGAGGCACAGUGAUAGGACCCAAAUGGCCAAACAGGAAUUUGUCUUGAUCUAAGUGGCUAUUAACAUAUGUGUGUUGUGGGUUUUCAUAGAAAAAAAUAAUCUCUUUUACCAAUGGAGUUUGUGCAAAUUGAAGAAAUUUCUAAAUAAGCCCAGCUUGCUUCUUUUUCUUAUGCACAUUUUAAUACACAUCUGCUUGGCAGACAAACAGCACUGGGAUCAAAUCAGGUCCCCGUCCAGGCCUAUGCGUACAUUGCUCUGAUAAGCAAACUGCAGGAGGCACCAGAACUGAGAAGAAAAGAAAUGACUAAGAGGCACACUGAGAUGAAAACAAGUCAACAUCUUGACCCGACAGAAUUUUAAAACAAGACUAAAUCAGCAGCAAAUGUUCUUGAGGAAAAAAAAAAAAAUCCAAAGCAAAGGAAAAUUCCAAUAAAGCUUGGAAUUCUUCGGCACAGGAUGGCUUCGUGAAGGCGUGGAGCUCCAGACACCAGUCUCUGGAAGUGUGGACCCCUGGCCUGGUGUGGCCUGCAGUCCCCCAUGGUGCACACAGCAGCAGCCCCAACUGCAGGCCCCCCGAGGUCACAGAAAGGUCAGAAGAUUCUCUCAAUUCAGUUUGACCAACAUCUGUUUGCCAGUGUUCUUUACACAGCAUGAUGAGCUAACAUUUAUUAAGGACACCCGCUCCGGUCUAAGUGUUUCACUCCCAUUAACUCUUUCACCCCCUCACAAGCAGUAGACGGGAAUCACAACUAUCCUCAUUUUCCAGGGAGCAUGAAAGACCUCGAGGGACAUCAAAUGAGUUGCCCAAGGUUGCACAGCUGGAAGGUGACAGAACCAGGAUUUGGUGGUGGGCCAUCCACGUGUGGGGCUUCCCAGGUGGUGCUAGUGGGUAAAGAAUCCACUUGCAAUGCAGGAGAUGCAGGUUCGAUUCCUCGGUCGAUUCCUCCUGGGGGGAGGGCAUGGCAACCCACUCCAGUAUUCUUGCCUAGAGAAUCCCAUGGACAGAGGAGCCUGGUGGGCUGUCACAAAGAUUUGAACAUGACUGAAGCAACUGAGCGUGCAUGCAUCCAAGUGUGCAGACCUGCUGUUUGAACUGAACCUUCGGGAGCAAAGCUGUUUCUUGUUUCUCUACAAACAAGAUGCCCACAUUUGCUUAGGGUGUGUGUGUGUGUGUGUGUGUGUGAGCCUGUUAAGUCACUUCAGUCGUGUCCGACUCUGUGCGACCCUAUGGACUGUAGCCUACCAGUCUCCUAUGUCCAUGGGGUUCUCCAGGCAAGAAUACUGGAGUAGGUUCGAAGGGAAAAAACUUUUCCAUACCCUCUUAAUCACCUGGCAAAAAGGAUUUAUUUCACAUGCAUACAGGAACCAACAAAGGAAGUAUCUGGCUCCUUAAAUGGUUAAAGGUUUAAAGACCUAACCUAGUAGGGAAAAGGCAGUGGAGAGAAACAAUUUCUAAGGGAAAAGCAAAUAGGUUUGUUUGAAAAAACAAACGAGUUUUCAGGAAACCAGACAGGAGAUAAGAAAGUUUGUGAUAAGGAUGGUCUAUACAGGUAUGAGCAGUCUUUCUGUCUCCCUCGGAACCAUAAAACUCCCCCAGAGAGGGGAUUUAUAGUAGCUUCAUUUCCCACAAGUUGCUUUUAGUCAGAUAAGGGAAGCUCUAAAAGGCUUUUUUCUGCAUCUGUUGAAUGUCAAAUGUCUUCAGCUUAAAGCCGUCUUGAUGCCAAGUCUGGGGUUCUGAGUGGGUCUUCUCUAGCAGGGGAAAAUGACUUAGAGAAUGAAUCAGAAACAUGUUGAAUCAUGCAGGAAAGGAUCAUGGCAAGUCAGUGUUCAGAGUCCUCCUAAAUUCAGAUCACUUUACUUGGUCAAAGACUCAGGAGCUGGGUCCGGAAUCUGCUUGGGAAAGUCUGCCAUGAGGGGAGGCUGUGGGCAGGUGAGUCGCCUGCUUCGUUUUCCUUCCUGGCACUUUGCAGAAGGUGAGCUGGUUGCCUUGCCCUUUCCCUGGCCUCCCACCAAGAGACUUCCAUCAGCCGCUGAGUCCAUCUGGAUGGGCAGAUGUCACGGUGGCCCUGAGCACAGCCGAGCUUGGCUGAAGGGCAAAGACUUGCUAGGGACCAGGGCAGUGCUGGUUGGCCAUGUCACUGCUGAGCAAAGUGUGCAAAGAAGCAGUUCCGCAGUGACAGCUCUCAGAUGCCAGAGGGACAGGCUGCCUGGCCCCGAUGAGAAAUUUCACAGCCAUUCUGCAAACAAGCAUGUUAUGGGUUGAGUUGUGUCCACUAUGGAAAAGAUGUUGAAGUCCUAGCCCUCAGUACCUGCCAGCGUGGCCUUAUUUGGUAAGAGGGUCUGUACAGAUGAUCAAGUUAAGAUGAAGUCAUUAGGGUGGGCCCUAAUCUUGUAUGACUUGUUCUAAUAAAAAGGGGGAAUUUGGACGUGGACACAGACACAUACCCAGAAAGAACAACUUGUGAAGACUGAAGUUCUGGAACCAGCCAAGAACUGCCAGAACUUUGGGAGAGAGGCCUGAAAUAGACCUUCUAGCACCUUCUGGCACACCUCUGUCAACAUUUUGAUCUUACUUGUUGCUUCCAGAACCAUUUCUAUUGUUAAAACCACUUCGAUUGUGGCAGUUCAUUAUGCCCUUGCAAUUGAAUAUGAUGAACAGAGCUCAAGGAGCAGAGACCACCCAGAACACCUCUGCAGCUCGAGGGAGUGGCCACCAGGAGAGGGUUUGCCUUUUGAGACCACGACUCACAAAGAAAGAGCACCCACUAACAGAGGGGUUUUCUGUUCCAGCUGAGAGGUCAUUCAUUGCCUUCACCCCAUUGUCAUCGUCCUAUGCCCCCGCCCCCCCGCAUCGCCUACUGAAGUGAUGUGAGAGGGUGAACUUUCCAAGGAAAGGUUUGCAUUAUGAAGACAAGACAAAGGUGGGAUUGUGCAAUAUUCAGAGCCUAGGGGCGCGGGAGGACUCCAAGGAACCCUUGGGAAUAAGCCACAAAGGACAAGUGGCAUUUACAUGUAACCUUCGCUUUCCCAUUUCCUACUUGGGACUUUGACCCAUGGCUGUGUAAAUACGCGGCAAUUGUAAAUACAUGGCAAUUGUAAAUAAAUCGUGAAGAUGGGGUGCGUGGAAGUGAAGAGGGUUUGAAGGCUGCCGAGUCCAGUGAAGCUCAGACCCCGGUCAGCACCAUUAGCAUCUCUUGGGCACACUCUCCUCUUAGGAAUGCCAAUUCUCAUGAGACUGACUGAAUCAGGCCCCCUGGAGGUGGGGCCCAGCAAUCUGCAUUUUAACAAGCCCUCCAGGGGAUUUGAUCUCCACAAAAUUUUGAGGAGCAUCUAGCUGGGGAGACCACAGACGGGGGGGAAGCGGAGAGGGGGAAAGGCAGCAAGAUCCAAAAUGCUGCUCUAAUACAAUACUUUGCCUGAACAGUAUGGAAUCAUAUUUUUUUUAAAGUCAGGUGAAACAGGUGAUCAUAAAAUGAUUUUUGUCUUAUGUUUUAACAGCGCAUAAACAGACACCAUUUACUAAGUUUCCACUGUGGAGCCAAGGCCAUUUCUUUCUCUGGGUGUGGGGAGGCCCACUUUCACAUUCUUAGUCCAUCCACAGCCACUAACAUCCCACUUCCAGUUUCUUUGCAGCAAAUUGAAGAAACCACCAUGAAACAAUGAACCGAGAGUUAUCCUUGAUUUUUACCAUAUUUCCCCAACCCUUUCUGAUUUCAUGACCGUAUUUGUACUGAUUCUGCUUUCAGCUCUUCUCAAUCAUUCCUUAGUAUAUAUGGAUUUGGUUUAUGCAUUUAUAUCACAACUUCUUUUGUUUGGCUUAAUUAAGUUAUUGACUCUUGGUAGACUGACUACUCAGUUAAUAGAGGGAUCAGCCAGCACAUUUUUCCCCCUGUUUUUCAAGUAGAUUUAUUGAGCUAUAAUUAGAAACUAGCCACUUCACACAUUUAAAGUGUACACUUCAGUGGUUUCCAGUAGAGUAACAGCGUUGGACAACCAUCAGUUUUAGAACAUUUUCGUCACCCCUGAAAGAAAACCCUAUACCCAUUAGCACUCACUCCCAAUUCCUCUCUCACCCAACUAUGGCAACCACUAAUCUACUUUCUGCCUCUAUAUAUUGACCUAUGCUGGACAUUUCUAUAAAUAGAAUCAUACAGUCUCCAGCCCUUUGUAUCACUUAGCAUGUUAUUUUCAAGAUUCAUCCAUCUUGUAGCAGGAAUCAGUACUUCAUUCUUUUUAUGGCUGAAUAGAUUCCAUUGUAUGGAUAGAUGACAAUUUUUUUUUUUUAUCCAGUCAUUAGUUGAUGGACUUUUGGUUUGUUUUUAAGCCCAUUUUAUAGAGGAAAAAGAAAGCACUGGUUAACCACGAAUGGUGUGAAAUUUUAAGAGUGCAUCCACUGAUGUACUUUAUGUAAAAACUAGUCUGAAGUAGGUUUUCAAAGCAUUUAUUUUUCCUUAGCUUAAAACAUGGCAUCACCCAGUCCAUCAAAUGUGAGAGAAAUAGGCCACAUAAAACCUAGAAUUAUGGUCAGAAAGGAACCUUUAGGAGGAUCUAUGGGAAGACCCAAAAGUCCAUCAACUAAUGACCUGAUUUAAAAAAAAAUGUCCUCCAUCCAUACAAUGGAAUCUUAUUCAGCCAUAAAAAGAAUGAAGUGAGUUAGCCUUAUAGACCUAAAGGGCUUGUUCAAAUCCCCUAGCCGAUGCAGAGAGUCAAUACAGGAAUGAAGAUUCCCCAAGCCUGUCUUCUUCUGUUACACUAGCCACUACCUCCAGAUUUGAAACGCCAACCUACAAGAGUGAAGGAAAAAUAUUGAAAUGACAACUAAGACUGGGAUUUUAUCAUUGUUUAGUGAUAUAAUUCUCUAGUGGGCACUGCAGUUUUCUGCAGAUGAUUCCUCUGGUUAAUCUAAGCACCAGGCACUCUCCUGGGAAUGCAAAAUGGGAGGGGGUGUGAGGACACAGGCCUAAUGCCAAAUUGACCCAAACUGAUUAAAGAGAAACCUUAUUUUCCAUGUGUUGUGGGAGACUUCCCCCUUCCACUCCACCUCUUAUCUACUAGCAAUAAGCAAGGAUCGUAAAGCUCGGACAGCAUCUGUUAAUAGAAGCCAUCUGAUGGUGAUGAAACUUAGCCCACUAAAUGUUGGUCAGUCAGUCACGUCCUACCCAAUGCGACCCCGUGGUCUGUGGCCCACCAGGCUCCUCUGUCCAUGGAAUUCUCCAGGCAAGAAUACUGGAGUAGGUUGCCAUGUCCUCCUCCAGGGGAUCUUCCCGGUACUUUUCAAUACCUGCUAUGAUUUCAGAAAAAAACAUUAGAAUACUUUCCACGUGAUGCAUUGCUUUUGAAUUGAUUUUGCAUACUUUUACUUGCAGUAAACAUAACUUUGUAAUGUUUUUAAUCUGGAGACAUAUUAAGUUGGACUUCCCAGGUGACUGAGUGGUAAAGAACCUGCCUGCUAAUGCAGGAGACACAAGAGAUGUCAGUUUGGUCCCUGGGUUGGGAAGAUCCUCUGGAGGAGGAAAUGGCAACCCAGGCCAGUAUUCCUGCCUGGAAAAAAUUCAUAAACAGAGGAGCCUAAUGGGGGUCCAUGGGGUCGCAAAGAUUCAAAUCAGACAGGACUGAGCAGGCAUGCACAUUUGAAGUUUCCACGGAGGGGACACCUUUGUGACCCUGAGGACACAAUGAGCUACAUCUCAGGUUAGGAAGCACAACGGCCUAAUUACAAUCUUCAGUUUUGUCAAGCGGAUCUGGCAUAGUACUAAACCAAAUGUCACCCUGUCGUGUUUAUGGUUUUUAAAAGGUCAAAGUCUGCUACCUAUCUUUUCCCCUUUAGCGAUUUUAAAGAACACGGGCUCCUUUAGAGCAAGCUAAUUCUUACUAGUAACCAAAAUCAAAAGGAGACCCUUCUGCUCCUUCUCUAGACAGACUCGUCUUGGGAGAAGCAAGGCAAGGGGUGGGUACUGUUUCUCGGUUCUUCUUUUGAUUCCUAGCCACGCCUUUUCCUCGUGAAUGACUAGCACAGCUGAUGUUCAUUAAGCCUUUCCAGGCUGUGGGCUCCGAGUGGGUUCAGGUGAUUUGGGAAGUGAUUAGGUCAAGAGGGUGGAGCCUCAGGAAUGGGAUUAUCGGCCUGUAAUAGACACCCACGCUCUCCCCUUUCAAGAGAACAAGCCCAAAGACGCCAUCUCUGAACCAGGGAGUGGGUCCUUCUUACAGACACGGAAUCUUCCAGUGCCUUACUCUGGCACUUUCUGGCCUCCAGAACGGGCAGUAGCACUGAGCACUGGGCCCUCUGAGGUGAGAAAGGAUCAGGCGGCACUCGUGUCACUUGAGGAUCCCCUCCAAGGGCUCGCCCAUCCAGAUACAUUUAACUCAGAGUGCCAUCCAGGAUGCCACAUGACAGUAGAUCAUCCUGUCCCCUGGAGCUUCCCUUGGCUGUGACGGUUGGUCGGGCUCUCCUUGCUUUUCAAGACCUUGACAGUUGGGAGGAGAACUGGUCAGGGUGAACUGGAUCAUCGUACAUGAUUUCAGUUACCACGUGUACCUAGGCUCUCAGUUCUCCAAGCCACCUGAUAACUCACCUUUGGGUGCCACUCGAGAUGCCUAUUUACAUCUGGAGAAUCUGCUCCUUGAAGAAAUCUUGAGGAACAUUAUUCCAAGGAUUUCCUUGAAGCAUUCUCUUCUCUUUCCUCCUGACUGAUGAUUCCAGCUCUGCUCCUUCUGGAAAUGUCUGACAUUCGUCUUCCUUUUAUAUAUGCAUUUUAAUUAGAGGGUAAUUAUUGUUUUACAAUAUUGUGAUGGUUUUUGUCAUACAUCAACAUGAAUCAGCCACAGGUAUACAUGUGUCUUCCUUUCCAACUUGAAUUGUUCUACCUGGUUCACAUCAUUCUUUUGUAUUUGGUGCUUUCCCUCCAACAGUUCCAGCAGAUGCUGCUCGUCUCUCCUUUCCACUUCUUUGAGUUUGAUGUUGCCCCUAUUGUCUAUUACUUUUGUUGGCUCUUUAUUAACUCUGGAAUGGAGAGGAAGAGAGAAACAGGUAAUCCAGAUACCUAAACAUGAUAUUGCCUGUGACUUCAUAGCACUCCUUUUGCAAUGAAACUUGAAUGUGAGCUUUUGGGCCUUCCAAACAUGCAAACUUUACACACCAGAGUAUUUAAUCACUGAACUGAGGCAUUGGGCACUUGGUCCAGGUUAUGUCUCCUGAAAUCUUCCCCCAAACCUAAUUUUCUGAAGAUGAGCUGCUUUGCAUUCUCUGUUGCUUCUUGUAGCCCAAACUGUUCCAGUUGAAGAUACGUGUUUUCACAGUUCAAUUUGCCUUCCCAAUUCAAGAGAGAUUAUCAUUAGAAGUGUCAGCUUAGCAUAUCUGCCACUCUGUGCUUUCUCCUUCCAGGGAGGUCAGAGCUCAGAAAGUCCUGCCAAAAUAUUGUUCAGCACACAGAAUGUGGUCUCUGGCAAUAGCCUAUUUUCAUGAUUUUGCCUAACUGUGUUUUCAGAAGGAAAUAAUACACCAAUACAUAAAUAUGAAGAUUUAAAAUAUAUAAUACUUAAAUUUAUAAAUUUGUAUGUAUUUUUUAAAAAGAACAUCCACGUCCCAUUAGAGUGAAAGAAGAAUUUGUGAUAAAAAUCAUGGAAAACAAAGAGUUAAGGAAACCGUUGGAGUAAAUGUCCAAACAACAAAAAGCAUUACCCUAAAUACACAAUUUUUCAAAUUCUUUGUAAGUAUUUAUAGAAGUUGUAUAAUGUGACAUGCAUUGUCUUGGAUAUUUUGGUAUCUAAGAAAUAAAUAUGAGAGAUUAUCUUUGCUCACCAAA
This is a messenger RNA of Bubalus bubalis (water buffalo), 13499 nucleotides long. RefSeq names its product Rho GTPase activating protein 6 (gene ARHGAP6). Gene Ontology annotation, molecular function: phospholipase activator activity; phospholipase binding. Bases 150 to 3101 code for a protein of 983 amino acids. Lineage: Eukaryota; Metazoa; Chordata; Mammalia; Artiodactyla; Bovidae. The transcript has 19 exons. The record is from RefSeq and is a predicted model, not a curated record. Gene Ontology annotation, biological process: signal transduction.